Pediculus humanus corporis (human body louse) is the source of this 1884-nucleotide messenger RNA. RefSeq names its product sodium-dependent nutrient amino acid transporter, putative. Gene Ontology annotation, biological process: sodium ion transmembrane transport. Gene Ontology annotation, cellular component: membrane. Lineage: Eukaryota; Metazoa; Arthropoda; Insecta; Psocodea; Pediculidae. The record is from RefSeq and is a predicted model, not a curated record. Gene Ontology annotation, molecular function: L-amino acid transmembrane transporter activity. Bases 1 to 1884 code for a protein of 627 amino acids. The transcript is spliced from 3 exons.
AUGGCGGAGCCUCAGGGAAAGCAAAAUUUUGGAAUGAAAAUGUUAAAUUUUUGUCUGUGUGCUUCAAACGAUCCGGAUGCACCGCGGAAAAACUGCGGUAGGAAAUGUAUUGAUUGUUUGAAACCAACGUCUGAUUUCGAAGAAGAAAAUGAAAAUCAUGCACCGGAAAGAGAAUCAUGGGGAAAUCGUUUAACGUUUUUUGUAACAACCCUAGGAAUGUCCGUUGGACUCGGUCAAGUUUGGAGAUUUCCAACAUUGGCAUAUAAAAAUGGCGGCGGAGCUUUUAUGUUAAUUUACGUUAGUAACGGUCAGUACACUUCGAAAAAUCCUCUCAACGUUUAUGACAAGGUACCACUUUUUAUAGGAAUCGGUUGGUCCAUGAUUAUGUAUUCGUAUUUAUUUUGUACUUAUUAUAGUCACAUGGUAUCAUUUUCCUUUCUUUAUUUAUCAAUGUGUUUCACAUUUACUCUACCUUGGUCUGUCUGUCCCGUUCAAGAUGAUAAUAUUAAAGAUUCAUAUGAAUGUAUGCCUUACACGAGAAAUCGUGAUCCGAAUAUGGAUGGAAUCGUUUGCGGAUCCCAUGACAUGAUGUAUAAUCGAACACUUAUGUGUUUAAAUGAAACAUAUGCUGAAGAACAAAAAGCUGAAUGCUGCGCAAGUGUACCUGAAAACGAAAACCAGGUUUGCCAAGCUUAUUUUGACACGGUACAAUUAUACGACCCAAUGUACGGAUACCUCGGAAGUAUGAAUUGGAAGCUGUUAGGUACAUCUUUUAUCUCGUGGCUUGCAGCUUAUCUAAUUUUAUACAAGGGUCUUAAAAGUUUGGGACUUCUCAUGUAUAUAAUGGUUCCGUUGCCUUAUGUCGUUUUGCUAAUUAUGUUUGGUGUUAUGAUAUUACAAGACGGAGCAGUGUUUGGUUUAGAACAGUUUUUCGUGCCGAAAAUGAAGAAUUUCUAUGACGUGAAUGUUUGGAGAAUAGCAACAGAACAAGCAUUUUAUUCUAUUGGAGUAGCUAUGGGACCGCUUAUUACCUUUGGGUCAUACGCAAAAUACCAACAUCCAACCCACAUAGAUGGAACUUUACUUUGCCUUUGUAUUUUUUUGACAUCACUUCUAUGCUCUUCUGUAGUUUUUUCCGUUCUCGGAUUUUUAUCGGUAAAAACAGGAAGACCUUUUGAAAAAGUUGUCGACGCAGGUCCCGGUUUGGUAUUUAUCGUUUACCCGGAAUCUUUACGCCUUUUACCCGGUGCUGCUUUUUUUUCAUUUCUUUUUUAUUUAAUGUUGAUAAAUUUGGGACUAAGUACUAUCACGGGAAUAAUCGAAACCGUACCAUCUGCUAUUUACGAUAUAUGGCCAAAAUUUAGAAAAUAUAAAUAUUUGGUCAAUUUAGUCGUAUUGUCUUCGUGUUUUAUUAUUGGAAUUCCAAUAACAUGCAGAGGGGGUUUAGCUGUUUACAACGCUUUUGACGUUUAUGCAGCGGGACUUACUCUCUUACCUAUAUGUGCUAUUGAAAUGCUUAUUAUAUGCUUGUUUUACGGUUUGGGACGUUUUUGCGAAGAUAUAGCUUUUAUGAUUGGCUAUUAUCCAGGUCGUUACUACCGAUAUCAAUGGAUAAUGGGACCGGGAAUUCUUCUUGCAGUUUUUAUUUAUGGUUUAGUCGUUAUGGAAUUCCCAGAUCAACAACUUUGGUCCAUUCUAUUAGGAUGGCUCCUUUUUGCUUUGGUCGUAUUAAUGAUUAUCAUUGGAAUGUUCUAUGAAAUUUUCAAGUAUAAAAAACAGAAAAAUUUGAAAGAUAUUUUAAAACCUCCACCGAAUCACGGACCGAAAAAACAAAGUGAUAGAGAAGCAAGAGAAACUUUUACAACCGCAAGAAAAAUAUUUUAA